AUUUUUAAGAAUAGACGAGGUGGCAGAAUUCAGAAGAUUUAUUACAUAUCAUUUGUGAUGAAAACGUAGAAAGCAUCACAGUAGCGUGUUUUCUUGCAAUCUGCUCCGAUGUCGUAGAGAGAGUGGCUGUCACGGAUGCAUCCCUGUGUUUGGAAGAGACACUGUGAGAGACAAGCUUUCCUUGCCUGACAGCAGUGGUGAAGGGAACCAGAGCUGUUUCCGUAUGAUUUGUAGCAAUGGACACUUAACAGCUGACAGCAUGUGAACACACUGAUUGAGCCAGAUCAGUUUCUGUUUGAUUAUAUAAUAUACCUAUGCUGAUAAUACCUGACAAACAGUGUUUCAGCUAGUGUAACCAGUUAUGGUCAAGCAGGUAGGUUUGCUGGCUGCAGGCUGCCAGCCGUGGAACAAUGACGUCUGUGCUGCCAGUGAGGAUCUUUUUGCUUAUUGUGCUACCCUUGCUGUCUACAUUUACCAGAGGGAUAAGUUCAAUGAGUACAGCCUACAUUCCAUCAUGUCAGAACAUAAGAAAACCAUUACGUCCAUUGGCUGGAAUCCUCGUAACAAGGACCAGUUUGUGACAGCAGGGGUAGACAACCAAGUGAUCGUGUGGGAUGUUGUUCAACAGCGGGUGUUGGGCCGCCUUCAGACAUCGAAAGAGACACCGCGGACUGUGGGUUGGUGCUCUCAGGAACCAGACACAGUUGCGUUCAUGGGGGCGUGUGGCCCGUUGGUUAUCUGGAAGUACAAGCAGGGAGAGGGCACAACAUCCUGUGUUAAAGACUCCCACAACUUCAUGUCAGAAGUCUGUCAACAUCGGUGGCAUCCAAAGAAAACUGGCAGGAUUGGAUUUGGUCACCAAGAUGGAAGCAUUUCUGUUAUUAAUCUAGGUCAGAAGAGCCACAAGCACCUGCUCCAGCCUGACACAGGGGAGGCUUAUGAAGAGGACAGGGUGACAGCUCUGGAGUGGGACCCUCUCUCCCUGGACUACAUACUCGUGUCUAACCUCCAUACCGGGGUGCGACUGCUCGACACCACCGCCCCCUCUGUCAUCAUGACCUUCCAGCUACCCAGCGCUGCCGCCCAUGUGCAUACUCUCUCCUGGAUGCCCAAUGCCCCAGGCAUCUUCAUCACAGGAGACAGCCACUCUGGGGUGCUAAGAGUGUGGAACGUCUCCAAAUCUACACCCCUGGAGAACUUGAAGCUGAAGAAGACAGGUUUCCACUGUCUGUACAUGAUCUCAGAAGACCAAACAGCGCCCCUGGAGCCAGGCCUGGCCUCCAAAUGUCACUUGUCCCCAAAAUCUCACCUGUCCUCCACAAGCGUGGCUGUGGCCCCCUCAUCUUCUAACAGUUCUCAUCUUGCCCUGCCUCCCACUAACGUUGUCUGUACCUUCCUAGAUGGUGGUGUAGGUCUCUAUAACAUGGGACACAGAAAGUGGAAGUUUUUAAGGGAAAAGGGUCACAUGGAGACUAUCUUUGACUGUGAGUUUAAACCGGAUGACCCUGAUAUUCUGGCCACAGCUAGUUUUGACGGAACAAUAAAGGUGUGGGAUGUCAACACUCUGACUGCAAUUAAUACCUCUCCUGGUAAUGAGGGAGUCAUUUACUGCAUCUCCUGGGCCCCAGCCGAUCUCAACUGUGUUGUGGCUUGUACUUCAAAACAUGCUGUCUUCAUAUGGGACAUUGGCAGAGGCAAAAUAGCAAAAAGAUUUUUAGAGCAUGGUAGAGCCAGUGUGUAUUCUGUAGCCUGGAGUAAGAAGGAUUCGGGAAGGAUCAUGUCCUGUGGAGCAGAUGGCUAUUGCAUAGUUCGUCAGAUAGAUGGCACGUUGAUUCAGAAGUACAAACAUCCAGGUGCUGUAUUCGGCUGUGACUGGAGUCCACAUAACAAAGAUAUGCUGGCCACAGGUUGCGAAGACAAGAAUGUGCGAGUGUAUUACCUAGCUACCAGCCAAGAUCAGGCCUUAAAAGUCUUCUCAGGUCACAGCUCCAAAGUUUUUCGAGUGAGGUGGUCUCCCUUGAGGGAGGGCAUAUUGUGUAGUGGCUCAGAUGAUGGUUCAAUCAGGAUAUGGGACUACACCCAGGAGGCUUGUGUGAAUGUACUCUCCGGUCACACAGCCCCUGUGCGGGGCCUCCUCUGGAACUCAGAAGUACCCUACCUACUGAUCUCUGGCAGCUGGGACUACUCUAUACGGAUCUGGGACACCAGGGAUGGGGCCUGUGUGGACACUGUUCUGGACCAUGGAGCUGACGUCUAUGGGCUGACUUCCCAUCCAUCUAGACCAUUCGUCUUGGCCUCCUCAUCACGAGAUUCAACCGUGCGCAUUUGGUCCUUGACCUCUCUGGUUCAGCCAAUAGAAAUGCACCUCAUAGUUCAGCAUCCUUGGGAGGUUGUCAUUGGGCCAAUAGACCGUGCCAUGUCACAAGGCUCUAUACCGUUGCUCACAGGCAAGGUGUCUAAAGAACUAGUGCAGCAGAUAGACAGGCUACAAGGAAAUGUCUAUUCAAGAACUUUGCGUUUAUUUUCAAAAUUUUUCACACAUCCAGCAGGCACAAGUAACUUGUGGGAGUUAGUCAGUGUGGUGAUGGGCCUGGAUGACAGUCUUCUCUCUACCAACUACAGCAAAGGCAUCAUGCAUGUCCGGCAUCUCUCCAGGGUCAUGGCUUCUGAAGCUCAGCAACUAGAAAUGAUCAAAAUGGCAAAGUUCGGGGGAGGCAUUGGAGCACCAACUAAAGAGGACAGCCUUAAAUCAGCUGCUCAACUCCAUAUUAAACUAGGCAAUAUACAGCGUUACUGUGAACUCAUGGUGGGGCUGGGACAGUGGGAGAAAGCCUUGGCAGUAUCACCUGGGGUAUCUAUGGAGUACUGGACAUCAUUAUCCAAAAGAUAUGCCGACUUCUUAAUUCGAGAAGACAAUGAUAGCGCACUGCCAUUUUGUAUGGCUACCAGGGACACUUCCAAAUUAGUUCACUUUCUCAUCUCUAAAGGGCAAAUGAAGGAUGCUUUGUUGGUAGCCCAGGUGUCUUGUGAAGAUGACAGGGAAAUAUCGCAGACACCAUCAUCAAACUCUGGGAACUGUGUACAUGUGAAUGGAGUGGAAGAACCUUCUCAAGAGAAACUGCAACUUCUGUCCUGGGCUUGUGAGGAGCUAGCAGACUCCUACUUCAGGAAAGGGUGUCCCACCCUUUCAGCGUGUUGUCACCUGGCCAUUAGUGAUACUCAGAAUGCCCUCCGGAAACUGAUCCGUGGCAAUGAACUGGAACUGGCAGCGUCUAUUGGGAAGGUACUAGGAAAAGAAGACUUGUUAACUCACCUGGCUAUUGAGUUCUUGGCACGCAGGUGUGAAGAUUUGGGUAAAUGCUGGCCCAGCUUUAAUGGCAGGGAGCUGGCAGUGGAUAUGUUACAGAUGAUCUCAGAUAAUGACUUACAGCUGGCCCAACUUUGUGCCCGCUGUGCUGCCAGCAUGGAUGAAAUCAACCUUCUGCACAACAAGGCUGGUUUCCCCAGUAUGGAUGAGUGUGCUAUAAAGGCUGAGAAACUACUUGGCCAGGGUGACAUAUUUGGCUGCGUCAAGUUUUACAUCAUGUCCACAACUCCAGAGCAGGGACUGCAGAUUGGCCUUCAAAAGGUCAAAGAAGUGAUGUUACGGGAUGGUUGGAAGGUGGAUGAUGUUGUACCAUUACUCCACAUGAUGGCAGCUGUCAAGACAGAGAAGUUAGUGCACCACACAUUUGAUAGGUGGCGCUCUGAAUUGCUGUGCCUGUGUGCCUACACAGGGGCUCUGCUAGCCAUUAAAAGGCAGUAUGAUGGCAUUGUGGCUGCCCUGUUCCAGCAUGCGCAGAAGAUGGUGAGGAAGGGUAAGGCUGAUGUGCCACUGAGUGAGGAGCUGUUGGAGAAGGAAUGCCAGGCCUGGAUGUCCCACAACACACAGGCUUACACGAGGUCUGGCCCAUCAGGAGAGGCAGCAUCAGUAGACUCUGAUAUUUAUCUGGCACUUAUGGAGAAGGUUGGAGAGGAAAAUUCUCCACUGGGGGCGGGGCCAGACUGUGUGGCCAGUUCUCACCUGCCGUCCCACUCUGAUGUCCAUAUGUCCUACCUGACAGGCAAAAGGAUCCAGGGCCAUGCUUUCUUCUUGGAAGAUGGUAACUCUGCCAUUUCCAUUAAUGAGGCCUUGAUGUGGGCAAAAGUUAACCCCUUCUCACCACUGGGGUCAGGCCUAAGGAUCAACCCGUUCUGAGUGCAUAAACUAUACAUGUUACAUGGCCUACGCACAUUCUGACUCAAGGAUAUGUCACAAGAGCUCAACUUCAAGUCUUUAAUUUGUAGUUAUGUUUGAGAUUAAAAUUAUUAAAAUGUUUUGUUCAAAAAAAGGACGAUGAGUCUGAUAAGGACUUUCAAAUUAAGCAGUGUUCUCACCUGUGUUACACUGUUCUCACCUGUGUUACUUUGAUCUCAUUUGUGUUACACUGUUGUCAUCAGUGUUAUACUGAUCUUACUUGUGUUACACUGUUCUUACCUGUAUUACACUGUUCUUACCUGUAUUACACUGUUCUCACCUGUGUUACACUGUUUUCCCCCGUAUUACAAUGUUCUCACCUCUAUUUCACUGUUCUCACCAGCGUUACACUGUUAUCACCUGUUUUACCUUGGUCUUGAUUGUUUCCUGUAUGGAUAUUAACAUAUGAGGUUUGUCCAGUACAUUGUACAUGUUGACUGCAUGCUCCUCUGCUCAUACAUCUGACUGCUAUCUGCUAAACGUUUUUUGAAACCAUGCAACAAAGCUAGGUGCGUUUUACAGAAAAUUGCCAUUUCAAUUUGUUUUUUGGUUUUUUUUACUUUACAUGAAUUUGCCUAUGCUGUGUUAGCUCUGCAAAAAGCUGUCUGAAUAUAUUCUUAUAUAUUUGUCCUGUUAAUAUGCUUUUCCUGAAGAAUGUAUUUUGUAAAAUAUAUUUGAUGUUCCACCCUUUGGUAAACUUUAGGUUUACUAAAAGUUGGUGAUGUACAAAAAUAUGAAUCUGUGAAUGGUUGUGAGGGUAAUUUGUGAUAACAUGGGUCUGUCAUAGGCUUGUGUUUCACAUUAGCGGUGUAUUUUAAAACCAUAUUUAUCAUUACUGGUAUAUUGUAUGAGAAUAUUUUUGGCAUAUAUUUGCCCAUAAUUUUUUCAUAUGUUUGAAGCAGUGAUAAUUACCAUACUGGUAUCUAGAAUGUUGUGAUGUUCUCUUAAUAGGAUGGGGAACUGGUAAAACUCCUCCCGAUCUGUAUCAAGACGGUCUAGAGCUGUGAACGCUGUUGUUCUUUCCUUUAUUACAUCACAGUUAUCCGUUAUAUGUGCUUAUGAAACACAUGUGAAGCACACAAGCACUACAAGGUCACCGAAGAUGCGUUUUUUGGACAUUUGUACUCGUCCUCGAGUCUCUCAUUGUACCUUGGUCCUGUUCUUUAUUGGGAUGUAAAAGUGUAUGUGGUAGAUUGUACAGAUUUUCUUGAUUUAUGUGUGUUUUCUGAUGUUUAUGUAUACAAACUUAUUGCCGUCCGUUGUCAGGAUCAAUGUAAAGCUUAUUAGCGUUCAGGUUUCAUGCACACAAAACAUGAAAAGGUUAAAUAUCAAUACGGCUGCUAGAAUGCAGCUUGUUGUAAAAUGCUCCCAGUGGCACUAUUUUAUUUUCAAGUUCUGAUGCAGAAUUAAGUUUUUUGUGUCGUUCAAUGGCUUGCCCAUUGACGAUAGCUACUAGAAUUAUUAUUUCCGUGACAGCAUAAUGUACAUGAAUAGCUUUAAUUGCGUAUAGUUGAAAAUAAAACCAUGUUCAACGGAGAAUAGUUAGCUUUGAUGUUAAUAAUGGGCUCAUUUUGUGUUUAAGUCCCACAAGAAAAACGUAAUGGAAGUUUACAACAUUUGUAUUCUGUGAAGGUUAGACAUUCCAAGGUUCUUGACAUAAGUGAAAUUUUAUUUUUAUGUAUUUUUUUUGCUUAUUUAUUCAUGUAUGUAUUUAUUUAUUUACCAGAUGUAAAUUUCAGUUAGAUGUACAAAGUAUUUUUAUAUUAUUGGAAGUUACUUUUAAUUUAAGUAAAAUUGCUAUUUGCAUGGAGAAUAGUUGACUAUCUCAAGUUUUAUUGAAGAACUUCAAUCCAGGGGUCUCUUGUAGAUGGCUUGUAUUGUUAUAGUCUGUCAGUGUGCAUUGCUUUCUGUAAAGUAAGAAGGAGUGGUGUACACACUGUGACUGACAACAAUGUCUGGUGAUGCAAAUUAUCAUCUUACUCACUCAGUUGUUCAUGAUUCAGCAGGUCACAGUUGUGAAGUAAGUUAUAGUGAAUUAAUCCUGAGGAUUUGAGUGCUCCUGUGAUAUACAUUCCCUUGUUUUGUCAGCUUUGCCUUUAACAUGGAAAGCUAUUUGCUCAGAUAUGCACAUUUUUAACAGUUGCUUCGUCCAUUCUCUAGCUGUUUUGACUCAUUCUGAAUGACCAGUUAUUUAUUAGUUAAUAAACAGAUCUAACUCUCUUCCUGCCA
This is a messenger RNA of Liolophura sinensis, 6505 nucleotides long. Its product is annotated as WD repeat-containing protein 17-like. The transcript is spliced from 28 exons. Gene Ontology annotation, molecular function: protein binding. The coding region runs from base 362 to 4237 and encodes 1291 amino acids. The record is from RefSeq and is a predicted model, not a curated record. NCBI's taxonomy places the organism in Eukaryota, Metazoa, Mollusca, Polyplacophora, Chitonida, Chitonidae.